AUGGACGCGCGACGCAAAUCUACGAUGCCAGCUGCUGCUGAUCUUUACGGAAAUGUUCGAUCAGGUAUACCUGUCCCAGCUACGAUCAAGAAGCCAACUCCAGCCUCAAGUUCACAUUCGCGCAUGUCGCUCGCUGGUCCCGCUUUACGCGCCCCUUACCCAGCUCCUCCAAGUACCAAUCCCAGACAGUCAAUGAUGCGCUCCCAGAAUGUGAAUCAUAUAUUACAGAGCACCAGUAAACCUAAUUUUGGACGAACACCGUUGAGCAAUAGCACUCGUCGCGGAUCGAUGUGGACGGGUGGAGCGGUAUUAAGUCAACCAUCUAGCAGCCAGACUGUUAAAGACACGCGUCCAUUGCGUGAUCGGCAAUACCAGACCAAGAUGCGACAGGAUAUUCUCAGCUACCUCCAGAGUUCUGGGUUCGAUAUCACAAUGGCAACCCUUGCGAACAUACAGGGAAAGGAUUACAGAGCAAUUUUCGACUUUCUCAUUUUGAAUCUGGAUCCCUUUCAUCCUUUGAAUCAAAAUGCCCGUUUUGAGGAUGAAUUUGUUCCUGCUCUCAAAGCUGUCCGUUAUCCCUUCGCUCACCAAAUAGAUAACAAGUGGCUUGCAGCACCUGCUAGCAUGCAUUCGUGGCCAUCUUUGCUGGGUGUUUUGCAUUGGCUUGUUGAACUUAAUAAAAUGCGGACUGAUUAUCUUUGUAGUGGACAUCCGUCACUACAGAUAGUUUCAGACAUUCCAGACGAGUUUGACGACCCCUUGGACCACAAAGCGCUCGCCUUCAAUUAUUAUGAAGAGGCUUACACAGUCUGGCUUGACCUUAUUGAUGAUUUCGCAGAACCAAACCAGAAUCUUGAAGACCGUUAUGCUAAGAAGAAUGAACAAGUACAGAUGGAACUUGAGGAACAAUCCAACCGGCUAGAUCAGGCAAAAUCUGUAAUAACCAAGCUCAAGUCAUCGUCUGCUCCAAUCACUAAACUUCAGAAUGAGAACAUGUUGUUGAAGGCCGACAGUGAAAAGUUCCAGAAAAUUCUUCAACAAUACGAAGGCCGGAAGAAAAAACUGAUUGAUACCAUUGCCUACGAGAAGGCGGAACUUCAGAGGGAAGGGGCGCGUCUUGAACAGCUCACAACUGAACAAGAAAGACUGUCCGAAAUUGUCAAAGCACAGAAUCUGACUCCCGAGGAGGUAAUCCGUAUGAAUACAGACCACGAAACAUUAUCAAGGACUUUGGAGGAUCUCAAGCAAAGAAUCUCGGAAACACAUCAGAUCGUCAUGACCCUGGAGGUCAAGGUGACGAACCGAGUAGCUGGCGCGGAAGAGGCUUUGGAUCUCUACAACAAUCUCUUGUCGUCGUUGGAGCUUUUCCCUCCACUUCCACCUCCGUGGCAGGACGUGGACCUCACCUUGGAUCUGAACCCAGCUGCAUCCAAUCCCCAACAGCUGCUUUCUGGAGCGGAUAUUCGGAAAGUGAUCAAGCCAACGUUAAGCGCCAUUGCGGAAUCGAAACGUUCGAACCGAGCUUCUAUCGAAAGUGAACGGAUCAAGAUUGACAACGAACUUGACCAGCUCACUUUGGAAUGCGAAAACGUCGACGAAGAGAUUGCGGAAGUUGAAAAAAAGGUCGGCGGAUUGAACGAGCAAGCAGAUGAUCUACGCGAUGCGGCACAACAGGAGGCAUUGGUGGCCAGCGGAGAAGCGGUACGAUUAGAACGCGAUUUGGCACAUGCCAGAACCGCCGCCCUGGCAAAUGGCAUGGGUGUCAAAUCACGUUUACAGACGCUUCAAUUCAACUAUCGUGAACAGAUGGAAAAAGUCUCCCGACUGAAGGAGGAGACGGUUCGCGCCAUCAUUAAGAAUAGCCAUGAGAUUGCGAUGUUUAAGGAGGAAGUAUCUCGACACCUGGGGGAACUGCGUGACUUUGCGGAGGCAGAUUAA
Molecule: messenger RNA, 1938 nt
Organism: Laccaria bicolor S238N-H82
Lineage: Eukaryota; Fungi; Basidiomycota; Agaricomycetes; Agaricales; Hydnangiaceae
Exons: 8
Coding region: 1-1938 (645 amino acids)
Biological process (GO): attachment of mitotic spindle microtubules to kinetochore
Cellular component (GO): Ndc80 complex
Source: RefSeq, a predicted model, not a curated record